UCACAGCCAGUCAUUCCAAUGAUGUCUCUCGUCUCGGAUUUCUUCUGUUGCUUCGCUCCCAAACCCGUUUCUCGGGUCGCUUCCGACGAGGAUGAUACCCCGAAAAUAUCAUCUUUCGAGAAGCGGAAGGGCAAACCGAAAUCGUCACGAGCUCCAGUGGUCGUGACUUACUUCCCCGUCGGCUCGAACCUCUCCCGUCUGUAGAAUCAUCCGUUCGGAUCUACGACUUUCGAAGCGUGUGUUGCGAUGACAAAAAAAGGUAAUGGAGAAUCAUAACAUGGGUAGUUUUGUUUCCAAACAAUAAAGUAGGAGAACAAAUCAGACGAAUGUCUUGUUAUGUCUACGUUUCUUGCAUUGUCUUGACGGUCCAUGAUCAAAUAUAAAUAUGUAAUAUUAAACAUGUUUAAUGAUUGUUUUGCUCAACCAAAAUAUUUUGUAGUUUUUUGGACAAAACCAAAAGAUAGUGG
This is a messenger RNA of Tarenaya hassleriana, 467 nucleotides long. RefSeq lists its product as uncharacterized. The transcript has a single exon. NCBI's taxonomy places the organism in Eukaryota, Viridiplantae, Streptophyta, Magnoliopsida, Brassicales, Cleomaceae. The record is from RefSeq and is a predicted model, not a curated record. Bases 19 to 204 code for a protein of 61 amino acids.